UCCGCAAAGGAGAGUACGGCGUGACGUAAACGACGAUCCAAACAAGUAUCAGCUGUGUUGCAGUCAUUGUUCCCUGGCUCGUCAUCCGUUUCGUGCGAACGGCUUCGCUUCUCUGUGUUCUCCGUAUUAUCUCCGUUAUCGAGUGGAAGGACAUCGGGGGAAGACGGCGGUAGUGAGGACCGCACGGGACACGCGACGAGUCGUGCGAGCGCUUUUAGGUUCCGGGCACAGCAAGUGGCGAGAAGAAAAAAAAAAGAGGGGAGGCCAGGACGGGAUCUUUUCGUACUCUUAACGCAAUCGUGGCUGCGUGUGUGCUCCGGAGCCCCCGACCCCAGCCCCGGCCGCCGACCACCGACGAUAACCACCCACGGGAGACAAUAAUCGUGUGAAAAACGGGGCGGUACGCGCAUAAGCCUGGCCUCGAGCGGCGAGUCGGACGACGGUGGACUCGCUCCGCCACCGUGCAAAAGGUCCCGUAGUAGUUCUCAGCCGGCUAGCGCACCACCAGCGGACGAGAACCACUCUUCCUCCAGCCUGGACAUGGAUAAUUAUCGUUUGCGCUACAGCUUAAUGCAGCAGCAAGCCGCCAACAGUGGAGUAUCCUCCGGACUACAACAAAAUGGAGACACGGCAGAUUCUGGUGGGUCGCAGAUUUCCAAUGGCAAUUUGUUACCGGAAACAGAUAACGAUGUCAGUGGUGUGAACGGGGAAGCAAAUCCGAGUUCGGGACCUCCAAAGAUAAUGGACAAAACUAACCAGGAUAUUGUGAGACUCAUCGGGCAACACUUGAAGACAGUUGGUUUAGAUCGUACCGCGGACCUGCUCAUGCAGGAAUCAGGAUGCCGACUAGAUCAUCCCGCCGCAGCGAAAUUUAGACAGCAUGUUAUGGAUGGCGAUUGGACCAAAGCGGAUCACGACCUCAAUGAACUCAAGUCUUUUCUAAACAGUGCGAACCAGAGUUUAGUGGAGAUGAAGUUCUUACUGCUGGAACAGAAAUAUUUGGAAUACUUGGAAGAGGGCAAAGUACUGGAAGCAUUGCAAGUACUGCGCAACGAGCUUACACCUUUGGGCCAUAAUACCGGUCGUGUUCAUCAGUUGUCCGCAUUUAUGAUGUGCAGUGGACGAGAUGAACUACAGACACGCGCAGGCUGGGAUGGCAAAGGACCAGCCUCUAGGGCUGCGCUUAUGGACAGAUUGCAAAGAUACCUGCCGCCCUCCAUUAUGUUACCACCGCGCCGACUUCAUUCUUUGCUUUGCCAAGCCGUGGAAAUGCAAAAUCAACAAUGCACGUAUCAUAUAACGCAUACGCAGCAGACGAGUCUGGAAAAUGCCUCUCUGCUUGUGGAUCACAGUUGUAGCAAGGAAGAGUUUCCGUGCCAUACCAUACAGGUACUCAAUGACCAUUGCGACGAAGUUUGGUAUUGUAAAUUCUCACCGGACGGUCUCAAACUCGCCACAGGUUCUAAGGAUAUGACCGUAAUUGUAUGGGAUGUAGAUCCAGAAACGCUGAAAGUAACGCAUAGAAAAACACUCGAAGGACAUACGUACGGUGUAGCGCUAAUUGCUUGGAGCCCCGAUAGCACUCACCUGAUCGCUUGUGGUCCCGAAGAUUGUCCCGAAUUAUGGCUCUGGAAUGUCGACACGCCCGAUUGCGAAUUGCGUGUGAAAUUAACUCAGAGCACGGACGACUCGUUGACGGCCUGCGCAUGGCAUCGUGAUUCGAACAAGUUCGUCGCGGGAGGUCUUCGUGGUCAAUUCUACCAAUGUGAUAUGGAUGGCAAUGUCUCGGAGACAUGGGAAGGAAUAAGAGUAAAAUGUUUGUGGUGUCGGAACGAUGGCAAGACCGUAUUAGCAGCCGACUCGCAUCAUCGAAUUCGCGGAUACAACUUCGACGAUUUGUGCGAUUUCACAAUAUUACAAGAGGAUCACCCCGUCAUGUCAUUUAGCGUAAACAAAACGGACCGACUCGCGUUACUUAACGUAGCGAAUCAAGGCGUGCACCUUUGGGACUUGCACGACAGAUGCCUGGUGAGGCGUUUCCAAGGUGUCACCCAAGGACACUUUACCAUUCACAGCUGUUUCGGUGGAGUUAAUCAAGAUUUCAUUGCGUCUGGCAGUGAAGACAAUAAAGUAUACGUGUGGCAUAUCAAAAGAGAACAGCCUAUAGCGACUCUCAUAGGGCACAGCAGAACGGUCAAUUGUGUCUCGUGGAAUCCGGUUUAUCACCAAAUGAUGGCUUCCGUGUCGGAUGAUUGUUCAGUAAGGAUAUGGGGCCCAAGAUCAGCUUGUCCGGAAGGAUCCGAUUACGAUAAGGCCGCGCUCGAAGCCCCCCCUUCAAAUAUAGACAUCUGGCGCGCGAUGGUGUCGUAGCGAACUACAGCGCAUCAGUGUUCCCAUGACCUCAUGGUGUUCAAAAGACUGUCGUGUUGAUUGUCAUAUUGACAUUUUUCUGCCUUCUGCAGUUGCCCUUCUAUACCUCACUACUGUCGCUCUUAGCCACCAUCCAACGCGUACGGAGAUAAUAGGAGGGAUGUAUAUGUUAGCAACAACUGCUAACCAUUAAAAAGAAAAAAAAAACCGAAGCCAACCAUCGAGUGUAAUUUUCACAUUUGUGCAUAUAUACUUUCUGUUUCAUAUUAUCUUACGGAUUUUAUAUACAUCAUGGAAUUCGUUGUGUUAUCUCGAUUGAAAACGUUGAGUGAUUUAAUUACGAGAACUAAUAAUCGAGAAUACGGUAUAAUACGGUAUAAUAUAAUAAAGUAAUGUUAUACGGCAGAGUAGAAAAUGAAGAAAAUUCCGUCUUAGAGAAUUGGUGUCUAAAGAUAAAAUUAUAUCCAACAAACGGCGACAUAUUGUGCAUGGAACGAAUCCACAUAAUAAUCUUGGAACAGUAUCGUAGCGAUAUUACGUUUUGACGGGGAUUUUGUCAGAUUUGACUCUAAUUGUACUGAUAAGCACUGUAAAAAGAUACAACAGUCUCGGGUCUCGAGUUUUAUUCUAAAUUGUUCACAUCUCGAUUAGUGACGUAUGCAUUGUUUUAAUGUGUUAUAUUUUGCAGUUUUUCUCAAGAGACUAUAAAUUUUCAAGUAUGUAUUGUAAUCUCGCAAGGGAUUGUCUCUUGAAUUCGUAAAAUAUUCAGUGGAGAAAUAAAAAUGUUGCUGCGUUUUCAGUGCAACAAACUACAGAGUUUAAAAAGCGAUAUCUGUAAAUGUGCGAAAUGUUUUUUUUUCUCUUCUAUUUGUUCGAGCAUUUAUAAAGAGAAACGCAAGAAAAAAAAUUUUUUUUGGUUACAAUUGCGUGACUUGCACGAAUCAUCCAGUCCAGAUCGAGUACGCUCUGAGUCUUAUCGAUACCAUACCAGCAGCUUGUUCACAAUUUGCUAUGAAUAUUAUGAAAUGUAAUCCGAAUAUGCAUCGCGACCACAUAAGGCCAUUACUGGUUCUUGCGAGUCGAAUGGAAAACACUCAACGGAGGAAUGACAAUUUUGCUGUUUCUCGUGGUACCACGCUAGCUUCAGAGAAAUGAAUGAGUGUAUUUUCCCAUGUUAUGUAUCUUUUCUCAAGUAGAACUUUAAGACCGAUGUUACUUUCUUGGCAACAUGAGAUCCCGGCUGAGUACACCUGUGUCGAUUAGUCCUCGAUGUCGUUACCCUUCUUUGAUUUUAUGAAUUCGCUUUCUCGGUGUUUUAUGAUUAGCGUUCCGAGAAACCAAUAGCUUUCUACAUAUUGUUCCGCUCUAUUUGGUCACGAGAGUCCGAAUGCUACUUGGAACAUUCUUGUCCUUCGCUAUUCAUUUAAAAUAUUUUAUCAAUAUUCAAUAUAAAAAGAAAUACGAAAGAACAUUGGCCUUUUUUCCAACCAGAGUUUCCGAAUUUAGUAUUAUCAGGAAAUUGUGGACAGCGCAUACACGCAAGUUAUAUAUCUGUAUCUUGAGCGCAGAGAAAAAGAUCCACGUCUUCUUCAUUUACGAUAAGUCUUCAAAUUUACAAAUAUUUCAAAAUUUGUGUGUAUGCAUGUAUCUGUGUGUGUAACAUAUAUGUAUACGCUAUAAAUUGAUUGAUAAUAUUUUUUAACUAAUCUUUUUUACAUAACAUUUUAUGAGUAUAUGUAAAGGAACGAAAUUUAUGGCUGAGUCUGAGGAAUUUUUAGAAUUUCUGAGAUAUUUACAAAUUCUAAGACUUUUAUAAGUGAAAAUUGAAGAGAUGGACAAAUGGGAUUGGUCCUUUUUCUUCCGAGGUACAAAUACAUAUCUGUACUGUAAAGUUUAUGUAUUUCAUAUACACGUAUAUAUUAUAUAUUCGCUUUACGUUUCAAAGUACUCAUGGUAAAAUCCUGAAUAUAUUUUAUCCCAACACAGACGGUAUCGAUAUUACUUGAUAUGUACUAGUUUCCUCGAUUGUAGCAAUUCUCUACAGAUAUGCGUGAUAAAUCCACGAUUUUUAGAAAUACUAACAAUUUCAAUUAAUUUAAAUGCCGAAAUGACUGCGAAAAUAACACGCUUAUGUAUUGAAUUUGGCUUUGUCUCUUGGCGUCUCUUAGGGAACUGUACGAAUAGUGAAACAGAUGAAUAGUGAAUCUGGUAGAUCGUGCAAAUCGCACAAGUGGAUCUCACCAUUCGUGUAGUACUCUCGUGACUGCCGCAAGCAAGAUCUUUAACUAAUGGACCGCCGCACACUAUUAUUAUUGUUAUUAAUAUUAUUUUUUAUUAUAAUUAUAUAUUAUGUACAUCAUAUUAGGCUAUAUAUAUGUAUAAUUUUUUUUUCUUUUCAGUCAAGCAUUUAAAGUGAAGAACGAAAAUGUUUUUAAGUGAAAUUUAAUUUAUUUGUGUGUAUUUAAACAAUCUGUGGAAUGACAUACAUAGGUAAUGGUCGGACAACUGCGAAUGUUGUACUCGUCUUAUUAACUGCCAUGAAUUGAAGGAUGUAACGUGCUAUCUCUUUUCUGUCACUUAUAACUUGACAAUUGGUUAUGCUAGGUGCGUUAAACGGUACACUUACUAGAACGAAGAUUUAGUGUGGUAACGAUAUCCAAAAAGGAAAUUACUAGAUUUGCCUUGUUUUUUUUUUUUUUUUUUUUUUUA
Messenger RNA from Dinoponera quadriceps, 5079 nucleotides. RefSeq names its product WD repeat-containing protein 26. Gene Ontology annotation, cellular component: GID complex. The coding region runs from base 541 to 2370 and encodes 609 amino acids. The transcript has 11 exons. The record is from RefSeq and is a predicted model, not a curated record. Lineage: Eukaryota; Metazoa; Arthropoda; Insecta; Hymenoptera; Formicidae. Gene Ontology annotation, molecular function: protein binding. Gene Ontology annotation, biological process: proteasome-mediated ubiquitin-dependent protein catabolic process.